AGACAGUGGGAACCUCGAGUGUCUGGAGCUGGAGCUGGUUUUACCCCAAUACAGAGACAGGAUUAUCACUCAAGAGGCAAUGAAUGAGCUGUCUUCGAAUGGUCAUCUAAUGCUUUAUGAUUGGGAUCACCUCAGAAGAACUAUGACUGAGCUUUCUUUAAAAGGCCAUCCAAUUCUGCAGGAUCCAGUGAUCGGAGAGCUCCUGGCCGAGAAGCAGGCGGUGGACCUGAAACGGGAGGAGAAGCUGAAGAAGAACCGGGAGGCCAUGAAGAAGCACCGGGAGGACGAGACGGCGGAUCAGAGGGAGGAACGCCUGAGGAAGAACCGGGAGGCCAUGCGCUUCCGCCGGCAGAUGGAGACGGAAGAGCAGCGGGAGGAACGCCUGCGCAAGAACCGGGAAGCCAUGAAGCGUUUCCGGGAGAUGGAAACCGAGCUGCAGCGGGAGGAGAGGCUCAGGCGCAACCGGGAGUCCAUCAAGAGCCGGAGGCAGCUGGAGACCCUGGAGCAGCGGGAGGAGAGGCUCAGGCGCAACUGGGAGUCGACGAAGGUCCGGCGUCAGGAGGAGUCGGGCGAGGAGCGGGAGCAGAGGCUGCGCCGGAACUGGACGGGGAUCAAGAAGCGUCGGGAGCAGGAGUCCGACGAGCAGCGCAAGGAGAGGCUCCGCAAGAACUGGGAGGCCAUCAAGAACCGGCGGCAGCAGAAGAACGAGGGGGAGAAGGAAGACAUCCUGUGCCGGAUCUGGGAGGCCAUGAGGCACUUCACCAGCCAGGAGAUCCCGGAGGACAGGGACAAGAGGCCGGGGGGCUGCCAGCACUUGCUCUUGGACCGGGGGUUCGCAGCGGAGGGCGGGGCCCCCCCGCAGGAGGGCAGAGAGGACCAGCGGAUGCAGGACAGGGAGGCGCCCAGGUGCUGCUACCAGCCGCAAGCGGAGGAGAGGAAAUGAAAGGGCGGGCGGCGCAGGAGAGCAAUCUGAAACCUACCCGCUAAUCAUGCUCGGGAGCCGAGAGAACUUGAUUGAC
Molecule: messenger RNA, 1019 nt
Organism: Callorhinchus milii (elephant shark)
Lineage: Eukaryota; Metazoa; Chordata; Chondrichthyes; Chimaeriformes; Callorhinchidae
Product: trichohyalin-like
Exons: 4
Coding region: 80-943 (287 amino acids)
Source: RefSeq, a predicted model, not a curated record